AUGCUAAACGCCCUCGAGGGAGACCGCCAACGAGAUGGGCGCUUCAAAGCCGGAAACAAGAAACUCGAAGAUGAGCCUCGCUCUGGUCGACCGACUGCAAUGUCGUUCGACGAACUGGAGAAUCUGGCGGAGCAGCAUCCAUAUGAAAGUGUGCGGUAUUUGCUGUCAGUCUUGGCUGUUCGCCGUGAGCAAUGGAGUGCGAUCUCUCGGAAUGGUGAAAAAGCUCGAAGCCGCAGAUUCGACUGGCUGAACACCAUUGUCACUGGAGAUGAAAAAUGGGCCCUCUACAUCAACCACACCCACAAAUGUGCGUGGUGCGCUGGCGAUGAAAUGCCGGAUCCUUUCGUGGAAGGUGAAAUCCAUGCGAAGAAGGUCAUGCGUCAUCUGGAAGAGAAGCGCUACGAUGAUCGUGACCAUCCCGAAAAUGACCUUCAGGCUUUCUUCGCCUCCAAGUCGCCGGAGUUCUACGCCAAAAGAAACCGUGGUCUUGUGAACAUUACGGCAUCUUCGGCGUACUUGAAAUCGACCAAGAGACGUGCUGAUGGUUCUAAAACGUCAGUGCUAAAUUGUUCUUCGCAUAGUGUAUCGACGGCAAUGUUGAACGGAAAGGAUCGCGCGGUGGACUGA
This is a messenger RNA of Necator americanus (New World hookworm), 627 nucleotides long. RefSeq lists its product as uncharacterized. The record is from RefSeq and is a predicted model, not a curated record. Gene Ontology annotation, molecular function: nucleic acid binding. Bases 1 to 627 code for a protein of 208 amino acids. The transcript is spliced from 6 exons. Lineage: Eukaryota; Metazoa; Nematoda; Chromadorea; Rhabditida; Ancylostomatidae.